Messenger RNA from Cajanus cajan (pigeon pea), 720 nucleotides. RefSeq lists its product as uncharacterized. NCBI's taxonomy places the organism in Eukaryota, Viridiplantae, Streptophyta, Magnoliopsida, Fabales, Fabaceae. The record is from RefSeq and is a predicted model, not a curated record.
GUUGUGUAUCAUUCUGUCUGAGCGGCAGCAUAAAGGGCUUUGAAACCUAAGUUGAAUUUCCUCAAUCAGCUGGCUCAUUAAUCCUCAAAUUGAGGUAGGGUGACCCUAACAUGGACGUGGAAGAUAGAUUAAGUUCAACAAAACCCCGACAUUUUGAAAAAACUGCACCAACGAUGAUUGGUCCCAAUAAACCGAGAGAACUCCCAUUGCGUUUGUAUUAUGGGAAUGGUCAACGAAUCCAUGCCCAGAAGUGUAUUGAAUAUGGUGUGGUUGAUCGACUGUGUGAAGAAUGUGGGCAAGUUGGACAACUAACUUGCUUUUCAUCAUCCUUCCGAAAGUGGGCUUUAAGUAGAGUAACAAGAGAAGAGAUGUAUUACUUUUGUGGCCGAUGUAUGUUAUAUGGACACAAAACUCCGGAUUGUGAUCUUCUUGGUAUACCUCCCAUAUGGCACGAUCCUACUCCUAAAGAGAGGAAGGCAGUGCAUUGUGGAUUAUGUGGGAAACCUGGACAUAAUCGACGAACAUGUUUGAAGGUUGGACGUAACUGAACGUUCAUGUGAACAAUGCCUUGACAUUUUUAUCGUUUGAAAUCUGAGACUUUUGGAUGAUUUAUUCUUGGUGCACAACUUUUGAUACUAUUUUUACCUUGUCUUCUUUGGUAGAUCAGAAUAUAAAUGAUGUUUCCUUGAAAUCUAAGUUGUAUGGAAAGAAUAUUUGUGU